AUUAAACACUGAAACCUUGACAAAAUGAAAAAAAAACCCCAACAACUUACAAUUGAUUGAUAUUAUGCUUCUUCAGGAAGAAAUUAUACUAGCAUAACUACAUGAAAUAUCCUUAAUACUAUUCAGCUUUAGAUGAAAAUCUGGGUGUAGUUUAUAUAUGCAGGAAAGAAAGUUAUGUUUAUGCAAUACUGUAUAUAGAAUAGUUAAUUGCAGAUGGCAUUCACAUAAUAUUUGACCUAAGAGUAAACACUGACAUGAUUAUCAAGUUAGCAGCGUCAAUUUAAAAAAAAAUUUAAAAAAAAUUAAAAGAGAGCAGCUUUAAAAAAAAAAAGGCAUCAAUAAACAAUUUUCCAACAACUGCUGAGAAUCCAGACAACUGUUGCCCUGCAUAAAUGUAGUACCAGUGUUCCUAUUCAUGGAUCAUUUGUUCAUUAGUAUAUAAAGACGUGCGCGCACACAAACUUAUUGUAUUUCAACAGGCUAUCCAUCCAUGUCUUUUCUUGCAAACUGAUACCUUCAGUCAUCACAAUAAACAACUCUUUAAUUAAAUGCCAUCUCAUCUGUGCAGUCUGUGUGUGUUUGGGUUGUUGUUUUAUAUCUUGGUGGAACUCAAAUGUCCAGUUCCGGGAAUAACAAAUGAACACCACACUGGAGAAAGAGAGAUAGAUAGAAAGAGAGAGAGACUUAUCCAAAGUAAAUGUUACAAUUCUGCCAUUAAAAUCAAAUUGUUUAUCAAUUUAUCAGAUUGAUCAGUGCAUCAUCUUCCUAAUAGACUAACACUCAAUUAAAUUAUUGUUUUUUUUCUCAAAUGAUUACAUUUUGGAAUGCAGUUUUCUACUUGGUUAGAUGUCAUGUGAAUAAAAUGUCAGUAACGAAAUGGACAAAUUACACAGAAUUAUUCCACAUACUGUAAAUCUUAACUUUCUUUACUGUUUUUAUGGCCUAGACUGAAUAGUGAUGUCUGUGAUUAAGACAUCAAUUACAGCACUUAAUCACUUAGAUCAGCAUGCUGCACUAUCACCAUUCUAAAAAUUUAAUGUGACAAGUGCUGGAAUGUAUAACUACACCUUAGUGGCCUGGAUGGAAGUGACGUGUUGUCUUUCCAUAUAAGGAAUGAUCUAUUUAGCAGUAGUAGUGAUGGAAAAUAAAGACGAGCCUGUGAUCUGAGCCUUAUGUUUUAAUGAUGUGUUUUUGGUCUUUAGAGACUGAGAACAUGGGAUGAAUGAAUGAGUGUAAACAGAGAGAGGAGAGAACAGUGACAGGUGGGCAGAGGUACUGAAAGGAUGGAGAGAAGGAGAUGGAGGAGGAGGAGGAGGAGGAGCAGGGGAAGAAGCGGAUGAGAGGAGGGUAAGCGCAAUAUAUAAGACACAGUCCACCUCUACUUCCCUUACACAGCCGCUAGCUUCUCUUUUCCUUCAACGACAGCACUCUUCUGACACUCAGAAUGUCUGCCCUGAACUCAGAGAAUGCCACCACCCUGGAGAACGCCAUGCAGUUGAUGAUCCAGACCUUCCACAAGUACUCUGGUAAUGAGGGGGACAAAUACACACUCAGCAAGAGCGAGCUCAAAGAUUUGCUUACCCAGGAGCUAGGGAACUAUCUGGGGAAUGCACAGGACAAGGAUGCUGUAGAGAAGGUGAUGGGUGACCUGGACUCAAACAAUGAUGGUGAGGUGGACUUUACAGAGUUCGUCAUCCUAGUUGGUGCACUUACCGUGGCCUGCAAUGACUUCUUUCAGGAGUACAAUACAGAUAAAGGUGCUAAAACGGAUUAGAUACUGUUUCAUCUCUCUGAAAUAAAGCUAACAAAUGACCACUGAAUGAAAAACAGGAGAAGAGCUGGCAGAUAAAGGGAUAGAUGUGUAUAACAAUCUACUGUAUGCACACCAAUACCACCAAUGUAUAAUUCAAUGACACAUAUACUGGGCCACAGAUCACAUCUGUUGGUGGGCUGUGGUCAUACAGAAGUAAAAUAUAAAUUAGAAGGAGUGAAAUCCAGUACAAUGGUGGUCAUUGUUGAAUCUGUGUAUAUUGUCCUUUUAUUUUAUUUUCCUUUAAUUUUUAUUAAAAACCUUUUUGUGUCUGUUCACUGUAGAACCACAUUAUCUUCAAUAUUAUAAUAAAGAUAACAUUUUAAAGGCACAA
Molecule: messenger RNA, 2144 nt
Organism: Neoarius graeffei (lesser salmon catfish)
Lineage: Eukaryota; Metazoa; Chordata; Actinopteri; Siluriformes; Ariidae
Gene: s100t
Product: S100 calcium binding protein T
Exons: 3
Coding region: 1445-1774 (109 amino acids)
Molecular function (GO): calcium ion binding; transition metal ion binding
Source: RefSeq, a predicted model, not a curated record